CACAGGAUCCAAGAUCUAGUAAUGGUAGAGUUGAUAGUAUAGAAAUUGACUUUAUGUAGACACCAAUUAACUUAAGGUAUUUAUUGCAAUUUAUUAUAUUAUAUGUUGACAUUAAUUAUUGAAUCUGAAUCGCAAUAAAUAUUUUAAUAUUUUAAUAAUGAAUCAUAUUAAUUAUCACAAUAACAGAUGAUAAGUUUUUAUAUUUUUUUCUUUGUUUCAAACUUAGAUGGUAUUACUGAAAGAUAAUAUUUAUUGCAAAAAAACUGCUUUUGACGAUGCAAUGGAUUUUAGCAGAAAAUCUGCAACUUCAGUCUUACGACGUCUGGCGGAGGGCGUAUUUAAGCGUGAUGCGAUUUUAAAAUGUACUUUCAGCGGACGACCUCCUUCUGCUCAAGGCAAAGAUAAACAGGCAGAGCAAGUAGAUGCAUUAGACAGAACUGCAAGAACAGUAGUGAAAGAAUAUUGCGAAAAUUAUGCGAUUCGUCAAGGCUGGCCGCGCUCAAAGAAAAAUGAACUACGUGCUGCAAUGUCUCAAUGGCUUGGGGAAUUGAAAAGAGCAGAAAAAAAAAUGCUGAACUAAAUAAGUAACUCUAAUGAUCUUGUACAAAAGGUCACUUUUCUUUCAGCCUAUACAUUUUGUUAAUUUUUUUUUUUUUGAUAUUUGUGACAUUACCUAAAGCAUAAUUACUUAUUUUCAAAAAUCUUUAAGGUCUUUACUAUGUAUAAGCAUUCUGAUUAUCAGUCAUUGAUUUAAGUGUUUAAUCUCCCAUUUGUUAUUGAUAAAAAAGUGCAAUAUUGGGAUAGAUAAGACUAUAGUUGCAUUAAUAAGUUUACUUGUAAGUUUAAUUAAAAAGCAAAAUAUUUUACGUCUAGUCUUUACCUUAUAAAUAAAAAUAUAUGAGUGAUA
Messenger RNA from Microplitis mediator, 907 nucleotides. RefSeq lists its product as uncharacterized. NCBI's taxonomy places the organism in Eukaryota, Metazoa, Arthropoda, Insecta, Hymenoptera, Braconidae. The record is from RefSeq and is a predicted model, not a curated record. The transcript has 2 exons. The coding region runs from base 227 to 580 and encodes 117 amino acids.